This is a messenger RNA of Lacerta agilis (Sand lizard), 936 nucleotides long. RefSeq names its product zinc finger protein 853-like. Gene Ontology annotation, molecular function: DNA-binding transcription factor activity, RNA polymerase II-specific; RNA polymerase II cis-regulatory region sequence-specific DNA binding. The record is from RefSeq and is a predicted model, not a curated record. Gene Ontology annotation, biological process: regulation of transcription by RNA polymerase II; central nervous system development. NCBI's taxonomy places the organism in Eukaryota, Metazoa, Chordata, Lepidosauria, Squamata, Lacertidae. Bases 1 to 729 code for a protein of 242 amino acids. Gene Ontology annotation, cellular component: nucleus. The transcript has 2 exons.
AUGCCCUUGUCCAGAGGGUAUUUGGAGGGGGUCAAGCCGGCAGGAUACAAAAUAAUGGAGAGCAGAAAGAAGGAAGACAGCCUUACCCAGAAAGAACCCACAAGAACAGAUCCCCGGGGGGCAGAGGAACACUCCCAGGGGAGAAAUUCGGACAGUGGCAGUCAGGAAAGAGACUGCCAGAGCCAUAGUGAUCCAGGGAGGCAGCGGAGGAAAAACACAGCCUUUAGGGGGACGUUUGGUGUAUCGUCCCAGUGCAAGGAAGGCAUUGAAAGGCUGAAAGACCUCCUGGCCUUGCAAAGACCCCUUGCGAGGCUCACCAUCUGCAAUGAGUGUGGCAAGGGCUUCAGCCGCAGUUCGGACCUCGUCAGGCACCAGAUCACUCACACAGGGGAGAAGCCCUACACCUGUGCUGACUGCGGCAAAGGCUUCAGCCAGAACUCCAACCUGCUGACCCACCAGAGGAUACACACAGGAGAGAAGCCCUACCAAUGCAGGGACUGCAGCAAGCGCUUCAGCGAGAGCUCUGCCCUCAUCCAGCACCAGAGGACCCACACGGGAGAGAAGCCUUACGCGUGCCUGGAGUGCGGGAAGCGAUUCAGCGUGAGCUCGAACCUCAUCCGUCACCGGCGCACCCAUACAGACGAGAGGCCUUAUACCUGCGAGGAGUGCAGGGAGGGUUUCCGGCACAAGUCGCAGCUCAGGAGGCACCAGAAACUGCACGUAGCUUAGCAUUUGGGGUGGGGGGUGACCUACAAAGCCAAACCCCAUACUGUGUAAAAGAGCAGGCCGAUAUGUAAAACUGAAACAGGUUUUUGUAGGGAAUGUUCUCGUGCACAUUUUCUGAACUCGGAUUUACCUGCAAAAAGAAAGUUAAAGUUGAUCCUUCCAGUUUAAUUUUCCCACCCGUUGCUCUCCUGCACAGGUUUUGGGAUGCAA